CGGACCGGAAGUGGCUCGGCUGUGCUUUUCCUCCGCCGAGGGCAUUGGCGGACAAACCGUGUGACUGCUGUCCCGGUGCUACUGCGAACUCGUGGUGUUUGUGUUGGGGACUUACUGAAAGUUCCGCGGCGGCGCGGCGGGAGGUGUCGCGAGCCGAGCACUGCCCGGCCACUUCCAUGCCGGGUUGGAGGCUGCUGGCGCAAGCUGGCGCCCAAGUGCUGGGUUGUGGCGCCGGAGGCCUAGGUGCUGCCCCAGGCUUAGGGAGUAGAAAGAACAUCUUGUUCAUUGUUAGAAAUCUGCACAGCAAGAGUAGUACUUGGUGGGAUGAGCAUCUAUCUGAAGAAAAUGUCUCGUUUGUUAAGCAGCUGGUCUCCGAUGAAAAUAAAGCCCAGCUGACGAGUAAACUGAACCCCUUGAAGGACGAACCAUGGCCUUUGCAUCCCUGGGAACCAGGUUCUUCCAGAGUUGGCCUUAUCGCCCUGAAGCUGGGUAUGAUGCCUUUAUGGACCAAGGAUGGUCAAAAGCAUGCAGUUACCUUACUUCAGGUACAAGACUGUCAUGUGUUAAAAUACACUCCCAAGGAAGACCAUAAUGGAAAAACAGCGGCCCUAACAGUGGGGGGUAAAACCGGGUCACGCCUGUAUAAACCCAACUCUAUAUUGGAAUUUUACCGAGAUCUUGGAUUGCCACCAAAACAGACAAUUAAAAUCUUUCAUGUAACAGAUAAUGCUGUAAUUAAGCCAGGGACUCCUCUUUAUGCAGCUCACUUUCGCCCCGGACAGUAUGUGGAUGUCACAGCCAAAACUAUUGGUAAAGGUUUUCAGGGCGUCAUGAAAAGAUGGGGAUUUAAAGGCCAACCUGCUUCUCACGGUCAAACAAAGACCCACAGGAGACCUGGCGCCAUCUCAACUGGGGAUAUUGCCAGAGUCUGGCCUGGAACUAAAAUGCCCGGGCAAAUGGGAAACCAAAACAGGACAGUGUAUGGGCUGAAGGUGUGGAGAGUGAACACCAAGCACAAUAUAAUCUAUGUCAAUGGCUCUGUGCCUGGACAUAAAAAUUGCUUAGUGAAGAUCAAGGACUCUACGCUGCCUGCAUACAAGGACUUCUGUAAGAGCCUGCCAUUCCCUACCUACUUUCCUGAUGGAGACGAAGAAGAACUUCCAGAAGAUCUGUACGAUGAGAGCGUGUGGCAGCCCAGCGAACCUUCCGUCACCUUUGCCUGAUGCCAUGGUGCUGCAGGCCUCUGUGCUCCGCGUACUUUGGUGACCAGAUCAGUAAUAGAACCAGGAAUGGGAUGUCGUUCCCUGUGCUUAGUCAUGAGAGCCAGCUCCUGUGUCCACCAAGGGCACAAGUGAGCCACUUGGCCCCUCUUCAGUCUGAUUAGCAAGGUUACUGCAUUAACAGUCACAUAGACUGGGUUUGUUAACAUUGACAGUUUGUAAAGAACAAGCUACCUGCCAUUUGUGGUGUCAUUCUUUAGACACAUUUCCCAGUCUUGUUUUGGUUUAUAGUUUUAUUAAAGAUUUAUCUCUCUUAA
Molecule: messenger RNA, 1537 nt
Organism: Rattus rattus (black rat)
Lineage: Eukaryota; Metazoa; Chordata; Mammalia; Rodentia; Muridae
Gene: Mrpl3
Product: mitochondrial ribosomal protein L3
Exons: 10
Coding region: 177-1223 (348 amino acids)
Biological process (GO): translation
Cellular component (GO): mitochondrial large ribosomal subunit; ribosome
Molecular function (GO): structural constituent of ribosome
Source: RefSeq, a predicted model, not a curated record